Molecule: messenger RNA, 3527 nt
Organism: Sinocyclocheilus rhinocerous
Lineage: Eukaryota; Metazoa; Chordata; Actinopteri; Cypriniformes; Cyprinidae
Gene: llgl2
Product: LLGL scribble cell polarity complex component 2
Exons: 25
Coding region: 265-3351 (1028 amino acids)
Biological process (GO): cortical actin cytoskeleton organization; regulation of Notch signaling pathway; establishment of spindle orientation
Cellular component (GO): cytoplasm; cortical actin cytoskeleton; plasma membrane
Molecular function (GO): myosin II binding; GTPase activator activity
Source: RefSeq, a predicted model, not a curated record
GCGCAAAUCGGCAGCAAGCGCAGCAGGAAACACUUCACUGAUAAUCCUCAAACACUGUCCAUACACAGACCUCGAAGCCGAGGGAAACACAAUUCGAGCCUGCUCUUCUUCACCGCCCGGUGUGGUUUUCCUCUUCACCUCAGGAUAAUUGAGCAAACCCGCUUGAAUCGUGGACAGUGCCGGGACAUCGGGCCGCGGUGAAUCAGGUGGCUGAGGCGAAACCGUGAGAGAGGGCAGCACGAGGUCCCUGCUCGUCCAGGGACGAUGAAGAGGUUCAGGCGUCAUGGGCAUGAGUCUCAAAGGGACAAGCACAAACAGGAUCUCUAUCAGUUCAACAAGACUGUAGAACAUGGCUUCCCCCAUCAGCCCAGCGCUCUGGGUUUCAGCCCCAGCCUGGAGCUCCUGGCCAUCGGUACCAGAUCAGGAGCAAUCAAACUGUAUGGAGCUCCAGGUGUGGAGUUCAUGGGACUUCACGACGAGAAUGCAGCAGUUACACAGGUGCACUUCCUGCCAAACCAGGUGGAGUUGGUAACAUUACUGGAUGACAACAGUCUGCACAUGUGGACGCUUCGGGCCCAUACCGGCAUGUCCGAGUUGCUUGAGAUAGGACGUUUCACUCUCUCUGGUCCACCUGGUGCCCCUCCCAGUGUGACGCGGGUCACGGCGGUUCUGGCACACUCAUCGGGUGAGCUGCUGCUGCUGGGCACAGAGGGAGGACACGUGUUUGUUGUGGAAGUGCCAGGCUUCAGACAGCUGGAGGAGAACAACAUCAGCGUGGAGGAUGUACAGAACAGAAUUCCAGAGGAUUAUGUUGGCCGCAGGAAUCUGGAGUGUGUGGAGACUCUGCAUGAGAACCCGCUCAACCCACGGCAGGUGCUAAUCGGCUACAGCCGAGGCCUGAUGGUACUGUGGGAUCUGGACCGGCAGCGUCCCAUCCAACACUUCCUAGGCACACAGCAACUAGAGAGUGUUUGGUGGAUGGAGGACGGUGGGAACAUACUCAGUUCCCAUAGUGAUGGGAGCUACUGCCAGUGGACGGUGACCGGAGGGGAUCCGCAGACGGAGCCUGAGAAACAGGAGACACCGUAUGGUUCUUUCCCCUGCAAGGCCAUAUCCAAAGUAAUACAGCUGCCAUCAAAACAAGGUCCCCCAUUCCUCAUCUUCAGUGGAGGGAUGCCGAGGGCCAGUUACGGGGACAGACACUGCAUCUCAGUCAUCCACAGCAAAACCCACGAGGCGCUGGACUUCACCUCACGCAUUAUCGACUUUUUCGUCAUUUGCGAGGGAGAGAACCACAGAGGUGAGCCGAGCGCUCUUGUGGUUUUGGUGGAGGAGGAGCUGGUCGUGGUGGAUCUGCAGACUGAGGGUUGGCCCGUCAUCCAGACGCCUUACCUGGUGCCAUUACACUGUUCAGCCAUCACCUGCUCGCACCACGUCUCCUCCAUCCCGCUCAAACUGUGGGAGAGAGUGCAAGCUGUGGGAGCCCAGCAGAAUACACACUACUCCAAGAAGCCUUGGCCUAUAAAUGGAGGCCAGAAUCUUGCCCCAGACCCUCCCCAGAGAGACUUGCUCCUGACAGGGCAUGAAGAUGGCACUGUGCGUUUCUGGGAUGCCUCAGGGGUCUGUCUUUACCCCAUGUACAAGCUCAGCACAGCGGGAGCCUUCCUCACAGACGCCGACCCAAAUGACAACAUGAACCAGGGCAGUGAGGGAGAGUGGCCUCCAUUCCGCAAGGUGGGCUGCUUUGACCCAUAUAGCGACGACCCUCGGCUUGGCAUUCAGAAGAUCCACCUGUGUAAAUACAGCGGAUAUCUCACAGUGGCUGGAACUGCAGGACAAAUUCUGGUUUUGGAGCUGAAUGAUGAGGCUGCCGAGCAGACGGUCGAGGCUACAGUGGUGGACCUGCUGCAGGGUCAGGAGGGAUUUCGCUGGAAGGGCCAGGCGCGUCUAGACGUGCGGGAGGAGCCGGUGCUGUUCCCUCCAGGCUUCCAGCCCUUCGCUCUAGUGCAGUGCCAGCCGCCCGCUGUGGUCACAGCAAUCGCUCUGCAUUCAGAGUGGAAACUGGUGGCCUUCGGUACCAGCCAUGGCUUUGGUCUCUAUGACUACCACCAGAGGAAUAAAAUCAUGGUCAAGUGCACCCUAAACCCCAGUGACCAGAUGGCCUUGGAGGGGCCACUCUCACGCGUCAAGUCCAUCAAGAAGUCCUUGCGACAGUCCUUCCGCAGGAUUCGCCGCAGCCGGGUUUCCAUGCGAAAACACCACACUAACAACGCAGCUAAGCUGCAAGAGAUCAACGCCAGGCUGGAGGCCGAAGCUCUGCAGGAGAUGGAGCUGGCACCUGUACAGAGAAAGAUUGAAGCCCGUUCCUCUGACGACUCCUUCACGGGCCUCGUCAGAACACUCUACUUUGCAGAUACAUUCGUUAGUGAUAGUUCUCACAGUACGCCCUCACUGUGGGCAGGAACCAAUGGUGGAGCUGUUUUUGCGCAUGUCCUCCGUGUCCCCUCAUUGGAACGAAGGGCGGAGGAUCCAGUUGUGGCUCAUGCAGCUAAAGAGAUUCAGUUGAUGCAUCGUGCUCCAGUCGUUGGUUUGGUGGUCUUGGAUGGCAAGGGUGCCCCUCUGCCCGAGCCUCUGGAGGUGGCCCAUGAUUUGGCGCGCAGUCCUGAAAUGCACGGUUCUCAUCACCUAUUGGUUGUGUCAGAGGAGCAAUUAAAGCUGUUUACGCUGCCUAAAGUGAGCAGUAAGUCAAAGCUGAAGCUGACAGCGGUCGACGGCUCUCGUGUUCGCCGUGUGGGUGUCGCUUGGUUUGGCUCUCGGACCGAUGAACAGUUGGAGAGCAGCCUGGUGGUGUUGACCAAUCAGGGUGAGCUACACGUCAUCUCUUUGCCUUCCAUCAAAAUGAUGGUCCACUAUCCUUGCAUACGAAGAGAAGACGUCAGUGGAAUCGCAUCCUGUGUGUUCACCAAAUAUGGCCAAGGAUUUUAUCUGAUGUCCCCUUCUGAGUUUGAGCGGUUUUCUCUCUCCACCCGCUGGGCGGUGGAGCCUCGUUGUCUGGUUGAGGCUCCCCUCCAGAUGAGGCCCAAGAACCCAUCAAGUCCCGUCCACAGGGACCAGCCGGAUGGAGUACCUACUGAACACAGAAAUUUCAAAAGGGAGAGUGAAGGAUAUGAGAGUUCUGCUAGACAGGUAAUGGAGCAUGCUUUGCUCAACGAUGAGAGAGUGCUUCAGGAGAUCCAGAAGUCUCUAGAAGGAGAUCAAACGACGUUCCUAGAGAACAAUCUGAAGACAAAGCCAAAAGCAGGCAAUGUGCUAAGCAAUGGAGGUAAUUAUUUAUUUUGUGUUCCUGAUUAGCAUAAAUUGGUAUUCUGCAUUUUAAUAAUAAUAUUGUAACCAGCAAGUAUUUGAGAGAGCAGUGCUAAAACUGCCUUCUUUGAAACUCGAUGAUCAGUGUUUGAAAUGCAGAUCUUCCUGUAUGUCUUCCGGCACAGUAAUGUGUUAUGUAAGCACUCCAAAUGUUUGGAGCUGCU